This is a messenger RNA of Gigantopelta aegis, 9295 nucleotides long. RefSeq names its product nucleosome-remodeling factor subunit BPTF-like. The transcript has 22 exons. The record is from RefSeq and is a predicted model, not a curated record. Gene Ontology annotation, cellular component: NURF complex. Gene Ontology annotation, biological process: regulation of transcription by RNA polymerase II. Bases 311 to 8887 code for a protein of 2858 amino acids. NCBI's taxonomy places the organism in Eukaryota, Metazoa, Mollusca, Gastropoda, Neomphalida, Peltospiridae. Gene Ontology annotation, molecular function: RNA polymerase II cis-regulatory region sequence-specific DNA binding.
AUUUGUUGUUUGUUAUGCACGAGCAUGAAAAAGGACCUUCAUUUGUUUAAAAACCACAAUUAUGUGAUGAAAAAUACAAAUUUUAUUGCAAAUGACGGUGAUAUAAAGAGAUAUUUAUGAAAUUACUUUAGUGGGACACUUAUACAUAGGCCAUGACAGUCACGUGACCUACGUUUAGAAAAAUGGCGGCUUCCAAAUCUGUUCAACAUGGACUCAAAAUUACCCACGAAUGCUUCCGAUACAUAUAUGAAGGUUCGUGGUAAAUGUUUGUUAGACAACCGGGCUUUCAAAAAUAUUUGAAUUUUUGAGCAUGGCAACACGAUCAAGGCGCUCGAGGGGUCGACCUCCCAAGACCCCUUUGUCAACUAAUCGUUCCAAUUUUUUGAGAAAACCCAAAGCUUACCAAACACCAUCGAGUGAACACAGUUCCCGUUCAAGUACACCAGUUGGUGGUAAUUCCCCAGGUGCAGUAUAUUUCAGAAGUAGAGGCCGAGGUCGAGAAUCUUCACUGAAAUCUAGGGCAUUCUUUAGUCCGUUUGUAGGUGAAGAUGAAGAUUCUUCCAGUUUGGCAGCAGAUUUGGAUGGUGACAGGGCCAGUGACAUUUCUGACCUGUACCCACUGGGCAUAGAUGGCAAUGUGUCUGACGUUUCUUAUGAAGCAUCAGAUUCUGAUGGCAGCGAAGGCAGCAUAAGCACCACAACCAGUUCAGUUAGUAGGCGUAGAUUAUUUCCUCGGCAUCCUAAAAGUCCAGAAUUUUUGGAUGACAGAGACAUACCACCAUUAGAACUUCCAGCAAGUGCUACUGAUCUGACAUUACCACAUGACCUUAUAUUGCAAGCUGUUGGCAUUUAUGAAGUUUUAAGACAUUUUAGGACUAUUCUUCGAUUGUCACCAUUUUCAUUUGAAGACUUUUCAGCAGCAUUGCUGUCUGAAGAUCAGUGUACAAUGAUGGGUGAAAUUCAUAUAUGUCUCAUUAAGUCACUUUUGAGGGAAGAAGAAAGUAAUGCCACAGUAUUUGGACCACAGGACUUGAAGGACAGCAUUAACAUAUUUUUAUUAUUUAUUGAUGGAAUGUCAUGGCCUGAGGUUGUGCGGGCUUACUUGGACAGCGAUAGACUAGAAGAAUAUCGAUCUGCAUUACCCAUCCUAACAUUGCCCGAUUUUCCAUAUGUGCCUGUUGGAGAUAAACUGAAAGUGUUGCAAACACUAACAGACCUGUUUCUUGGUACAAACAAAGUCAGAGAAGAGAUUACAGAUGAAGGCAAUAUCCACUAUGAUGAUCACUGCAGAGCAUGUCACAAGUUGGGAGAUUUACUGUGUUGUGAGACUUGUUCAGCCGUGUAUCAUCUGGCCUGUGUUGACCCUCCUAUGGCUGAGGUCCCCGAAGAUGACUGGUUAUGUAGCGUUUGCAGAGCUCAUCAGGUGAAAGGUGUUACUGACUGCAUAUCGGAGGCUGAAAAAAGUGGUAUGUUGUGUCGUCAAGAGGCUAUUGGAUUUGAUCGUCAUGGAAGAAAGUACUGGUUCCUCAUCCGAAGAAUUAUUGUUGAAAGUGACAAAGAGGUGUGGUACUACAGCACCAAGCCACAGGUGGACGAACUGCUAGAACAUCUCGACCAUAAGGUAUGGGAGCGAGACCUUGUGAUGUCCAUCACCGAGAUGAAGGAAGACAUCUUUAAACAGAUGACGCUGACCGAGGACCUCACCAACGCAGCUCGCGGCAACAAGAAGUCCAUUCUCAGCAUGGAGAAUACUCAGCUUUUGAAGUUACAAGCUGAUCGAGCAUUGCAGAAAGCUCAGGAAGAAGCAGAUCGGAAAGCCAAAGAAGAAGAAGAACAGAAGAAAAAAGAAGAGGAGGCAGCGAAGAAGAAAGAGUGUCCAAAUGGAGAGACGGGGGAUGAGGAUACCAAGUCUGUGGAGGACGGCGGUGGGGGGGACUCGAAGGAACCACAAGAAAGGCAGGAUUCUGACAAAGGAGAAGACAUAUCUGAACUUGUGGAAACAUCCAAAGUUGCUGCGUCCACUGCCUCAACUACAACAUCAUCAGUCACUACAACAGUGUCCACACUUGGAGGUGGUGACGCCACAUGCAUAUUACAGAAGGAUGUUUGUAAAGAAACCACUGUAACCACGACAACCAGUGUUGAAACAUCCACCAUUACUUACUCUACGUCAGACAUUAAGUCCAUAUCGACAGGUAACUCUGCCAGUUGUUUGGACCCCUCUUCUACUGCAUCUCAGUCGGCAGAUCAGAGUAAUAACAACAACAGUGGCAGCAAUAAUGAAAAUCACAGUGCUAGUCAAACCGAUAUUAAAAGUGAUGAAAAACGGGACCACAUAAAACCUACAAUCCUGAGUUUACAGUCAGCGUUUCCCAAUGCUAAGGCGACUGUUUUGAAAAUGGAUGGACAGUCAAAUGGUACUUCGAUGCCACAGACAAAAACCGUGCUCGUUGUGAAUCGAGAAGGUGGGAAAGUUACUCUGCAGGUGGCGACAAAACCCAUGACGAACGCUUCAACUGUUAUCACCCAGUCCAGUCAGAGUUCUACAACUACAUCAGGUGUCAUGUCCGCUCUUGAAACACGGAAGAUCCUAACAAGAUCAAAAACCGGCUCACUGACCCCAAAGCAGUUCACUGAUUCAGUUACAGCUACCACAGGCUCAUUUAAGACAGCCGGCAAGAUGUCUUCAGAUGAGAUUUUGAUCAUUAACAAGGAGGGUGAAAUAUCUCGCAUCACCAGGAGCAAAAGUGCUGUGUCAUCCGCAGUCUCACAACAGUCCAUGUACUUUAGACUAGGCAAUGAAGGCAACUACAAGCUCUAUCAAAACCAGUAUUCGACAAACACCCUAGCUCUGAACAAACACCAACAUAAUGAGGAGCGUGACAAGCGGCGCCACCUGUCUCACAAAUUCAGUCUGACGCCUGUGAGCGAUUUCAAAUGGAAUGGUUCCAUCUACGGGAGUCGUGCAUUGAUUGUGUCGACUCUAAGGUUGAGCAUCACUCAACUGGAAAACAACAUUCCAACUCCAUUCCUGCAUCCAAAUUGGUCUGUUCAUCGCCAAAACUGGCAGAAAGCAGUUCACAUGUGUCAAAACCCUCAAGAUUUUGGUUUGGCUCUCGCCAUACUCGAAGCCUGUAUUAAACCAGUUCUCUUUCUCCCAGUUUGGCAAGAUUCUCUAGGUCACACUCGGUUGUGUCGAUUGACAACCUUGGAACGCGAGGAGUUGAAGAAACGGGAUAAGGAAUUAAAGAGAAUGAAGGAGGAAGAAGAUCUUGGCAGGCCGGUCGUGUGGAUCAAGUAUCCUCUUGGUCUCAAGCAUCAGGUGUGGAAGCAACGGGGAGAGGAAUACCGUGUAACUGGUGGCAAUGGCUGGUUGUGGGUGAGCUCUGUUCGCGUCUACAAUUAUAUACCUCAAGACACAGUAGGUCUGCGUAAUGUUGCAGUUAAAAUUCGAGCUCGUCGCCGGAAAGGGCUUAAACAAAAGUCUACAGCAGUUGACUCAAAAAGUGCAAUUGUAGGUCAUAAGACUGGCAGUAAAGAUGAAAGUAUGGAGUGCGAAGAAACCAAUGUUAGCAAGUCGGAAAAUAGUGCUGAUAAAACGGAAAAACCAGUAGAGAAAAUGGAAGUAGAUCCAGCUAAAAGUGAUUACAAAACUAACAGUUCCGAUCAGACCCAAUCUGAUUGUGCUGAACCAAAAGCUUCAGCUGAACAAAUGGAAAGCGAAGACUGCUCCAAAGAACCAAAAUCGGACAUAUCGGGUCAAACAUGUUCAGAAGGGGAGAUGAAAGCAGUCACUGCUACAGACAAAGGGUCUGCAUCGGUAGAUCUGAAGGAAAAUAUAUCUUCAACAAAGAAAUCCAUCGAGGUUGAAGAAACGUCAUUGAAAGAUUCUGUUAAGCAGGAACCUGUGGACAAUGAUCAUGAAGUCAAGGAUGCGAAAGAAGAGUUUCUCAAAAGUUAUGAUAUAUUUACCGAUGACUUCAUGUAUCGGCUUCCUCCGAAAGUGGAAGAAGAUCUGAUUGACGUCAGCAAGGCCAUGCUGGAGAGAACCCAUUAUGCAAAAGUUACAAAACCAUAUUCCAGGUUGGAUAACUUGCUAGAGCGGCGGCAGAAACAGGACGAGUGGGAAAAAAAGCAAAGGCAAGCACUAGAGCAGCAGAUUCAGUGGAAACUGAAAUACCAGAAUAAUCAGAAAAUGGAAUCUGAGAAAGCUUCAAAAGAAAAGAAAGGAGACAAAAAGGAUAUUAAGCAGGAAAAAGGUGAAGGAGAACAGGAGACGAAAGUUAAACAAGAAGAGAAGGAAGAUGAUGAAAACAAAAUAAAGGAAGUUGAUGUUAAACAGGAAGUGGAAGUGAAAGCCGAACCAGAAGAAGAUAAAGACCAGGGAGAGAUAAAGAAAGAAGAUCCAGAGAAAGAUUGUGAAGAGGAGGAGGAGGAGAAUAAGGGUGAAGAAAUGUUGGAGAAGAAGUCUGAUGGAGGAAAUAAGAAUUUGUCUCAGGUUAACGGUAUGGGUGAAGUUGUGGAUGACAAGAGUGAUAUGGCGGAGGACAUGGAAGUUGAAGAAAGUGCUAAGUUCGAGUAUUUGUGUUAUUCCAUUCUCUGUCGACAAGGCGGCAAAUCAAAGUGCUAUUCGCCCAUGUGUAUUACAAGUUGUAAAAUAGAACCCGGGGUGUCUCGUGAUCUGUCCAGUGCUAACAAAACUAAAUCGACUUCUCCAGACCAGGAUGAGAAAUGUUUGACUGCUGAUCAGCCGGAUAAUUCCGUGAAAAUUACCACGGAAGAUGAAGAGAUAGACGUGGAAGGAGACAAGGAUCUCAAGUCAAAUGGAACUGCCUCGGCCAAUUUGUUAAACACUCUUCGAGCAGCUUCGUCAUCAGAUGAAAAUUCCAAUGACAGUUACUUCAAAGAGGAUUCAAAGUCUAAAGAUUCAAAAGACUAUGUUUCUAGCACAGAGGACAAGUCCACCGGUGAUGAUAAAGAUGAAUCAAAAGAUGGAACAUGUGAUGCUAAGAAUAUGCCGUUCUCUAGUCUGCCCAUUCCCGAUCCGUCUUCAGUAGCCCAGCUUCUGGCAACACGAGCUGGCGUUAGUCUAUCGCAGGCCCAAAUGGCCUUGCAACAGGCCAUUGCCAAGAUGAGCAUCAAAGAUCUUAAUGCCAAACUCCCUCCAAUCCGCAAGACGACGGACAAGUUCAAGCUGGCCAAAUUCACCAGGAUUACGCCCGGUCGACGGGGUAAAGGUACUGCUAGCCGGGGGAAGUCCAGCUUGCCAGUUUGUCAGAAAUUUAGAACGUCUCUCCGAAAGAAAAAUAUUUUUAUUCUGGAAAGGCAUGAAGUAUACAAACUAGCAAGAAAGCAAGGCAACAAGGAAGCUGCAGGGUUCAAUUACAAUUGCAAAAUGAACAAUGUGAACUGGCUGUAUCCUUGUUCUCGGCCUGUGUUCCGCACCUGUUGGCGGUACCGCACACAGACACUCAAAACUUUGGCAGCAGCAGCCUCACAGUUUCGACAGCUGUGGGCCUGUCUAAGAUGGGAUGACAUGUCGGUGAAGUCUCCAGCGGGUGGAACAAACACAGUCUCUACGGAAACAGAAAUUACAACCACAGAGUUAUUGAAGCGGAGGGAUGUAGGGCCGUUCAAUCUGAGAUCAGAGUUCUUGGUUCGAAAGAUUGUGGUUCCUAUUGGUGUCUCGGCACAGCCCAAAGAAAAAUACACUCCCCAAAGAAGUGGUUUACGAGAACGUAAACGUGCUGAAUCUCCUAAACAGACGGAUCCCAGUGUCACGGAAUCCUGGGUGCCGGAGGAGGAACUGGAGUUAUGGGAAAUCAAACAGUUUGGUGAAAAGCUAGAGAAGCAACGUGCCGCUGUGCAAGACAAGCAGAAGGAAGGCAGCAGCACGCAGACUCCGCAGCAGAUCAAGGCUCAGAUGGAACAGCAGUUGAAGCAGCAGCGGAUAGCCCUUCAGGCCAAGCGCGUCCAGGAGGCUGGCGGAAAGAUCAUCACCAUAACAACCAGCGCGCUGACCUCGUCCAACACCGUGCUGACCACAUCUGCCGCGGGACUGCCAGCUCACAUCAAGACCAUCACCGUGGCAACAUCAGGAGCGUCCGGAACACCAACGAUCAUCAAACAGGUGCACGUGCAUCCCAAGACGGUUAUUUCUGCUGCAGGGAUACAAGCCUCUCCUGUCAGGCCAGGUGUGCGAGUCCAAAUACCAGGCAGCACAAUGAUCACUCUACGACCCACCACAACUGUCACCCUCGCCCCGAAACCUGGCACCCCCAGCACAGGAGUGGUUACUCCAAAUACAACAGUUACAAAAGUGGUUACACAGAGUCCACAGCUCCCAGGAACAAAGGUUCAAAUCCGUCCUCAAGUGGUUGCCCAAGGAUUGCCAGGGCAGGUCCAGAAUGUGCAGAUAAUACAGGGUGCUCAGGGCCAGUUGCAAGUCCGUGGACUACUCCCAGGUCAACAGAUAAUCCGAUUACCUGACGGUAGGCUUCAGCUGAUUACACUGCCAACCUCUAGCCCUGCUGUUGCAACUGUGUCGGCGACAACCUCGAUUGUUAGCACCGGCAUUAAUGCCACAUCGCAGCUGGUACGGCCAUCGCCCACUGUGGUUCGUGCUCCCACUGCCAUUGUUGUGAACACAACAUCUGGCGUUGGCGUAAGUUCCUCGGUGACUCUCCCUCAGACUAGAAUCGUCGUCCCCUCUGUAUCAGCACUGUCGUCAGGAGCGGUCCACGGUAGUAUUGUCUCAGCAGCAGCAGCAGUCAGCUCACCCACAUCCAUCCCACAAACAGUCCGAACUCUGUCAUCCAACACAAUCCUAACCACAACUACCAUGGCAAAACCAACCAUCAUAACAACCCUGGCGAAAACAACCGGCACGUCUCUCAUCACGCAGCAGGCCGGGGCCAGCAUCACCACACCACACAUCAUCAAGUCCAUCGUCUCGACGCCAGCCCUCUCUUCCAUAUCACCCAUAUCCUCACUGAGUCCAGUCAAACCGCUGUCGGUGGUCGGUUCUACUGGAACGCCAAUAAUCGCCAGAGCAAUACCACGACCGCUGGCUCAGCAGGUGAACAUCCGAGGCCAAACGGUCAUUACAAGCCUUCCGAGACCGCUGGGUGUUGCGGCCGCGACCACCCGCCCCGUCACCAUUCUGACGGGCACGAACACCCGCCAGCCGACCAUCCUGUCUCCGGGGAUACCAAGGCCGCCAACCAUCGUUGUCACUGCAGCCAGCACUCCAAGUCAACUGCCCACGCUGACGGUGGUCACUCCACAGCAGUCAACAGUGGCCGCGCCGCAGACCAUAUUGAGCACGGUGGUUUCUCAGAGUCCUGCGACGGUGACAUCCACCACCCCGACUCUCUCCACCGUCAUGACGUCACCCGUGCAGCUGCUGUCGCCAGCACGGUCCUCUGUGUUGGUGUCGUCACCAGUUGGCUCUCCGCCUCUGAUGUCGCCGACAGCAACCACGUCACCCACGAUGACUGCAGCUCAGAAGUAUGCCAUUACACCACAGGUUGUUCAGCAAGUCGUAAGACAAGCUCUGAUGCAGAACCAGACUCCCGAGAUCCAGGCCAAGCUGUUGGCCAUGCAGCGACAGUUCCAGACACAGCAGACUGGGCCGAAGAUUGCGAUCGCACCCGUUCCUACACAGGUGGUGGUAGCUAAACCUCAGACCGGGUCGCCUGCUCCAGAGGCAAUGAAAACCAAGCAAAAACCAGUCCUCACGCAGGCACAAAAAGAAGACCAAAUGAGAUUGGCCGUUUGUGGUCAGACUUUAAAGACAAUUCUUGACAAGAUAGAAAAAGAAGACAGACUUGAGCAAAAACGGCAGCGUAAACAGGAAUCGGCAGAAGAAAAACAAAAACGAUUACUAGUGACCAAACUACAAGGAGCUUUGUUCAAACACAAGGAGAGUUUGAAGAAGGAAAUUCUUAGGAAGCGGUCUAUUAUGGAAAAGAAUCUUCAACAAGAUAUUAUGAUUGAGUUGGCCGAUUUGAAAAAGCAGAGCAAGUCUCCUACAAAGAUCACAUCUCCUAAAGGAGUGCACGGAGCAGUGACCAUCAGCAAGAAAAAAGUCGAGCCACUGACCGCAGCCUCCAUGCUGCCGCAGUUGGCGAUUCCGUCGGCGAGGAAGAAACAGAAGUUGAUCUCAACAGGCACCAGUCGUGCAUUCAACCCCAAAGAGAGGCUGUACUGCAUCUGUAAAACUCCUUACGAUGAGAGCAGAUUCUACAUAGGGUGUGAUCUGUGCUCCAACUGGUUCCAUGGCGAGUGUGUGAACAUCAACCAGCACCAGUCGCGCUACAUCGAUUCGUACGUGUGCGACGACUGCAAGAAGCAGCAGGAGAACACAUCGGAGGAGUUGUACUGCCUGUGUAGAACACCAUACGACGAAUCACAAUUUUACAUUGGCUGUGACCGCUGUCAGGAUUGGUUCCAUGGCGAGUGUGUGGGAAUCUCCAAGCCGGACGCUGACCGCAUGGACACGUACCUGUGUCCGAACUGUGAGCAGAAGGAGAUGCAGUCGCCCAUCACCCAGCAGACCCUCACCGACAAGGAAUACGAAUGUCUGCGCAGGCUCCUACGAAGUCUCCAGUCACACAAAAUGGCCUGGCCGUUCCUGGAUCCUGUUGAUCCAAAAGACGUACCAGACUACUAUCAGGUGGUCAAAGACCCCAUGGAUUUGUCAACAGUUGAGAAACGACUCAAUUCCAAGAUGUACAAGAAACUGAAUGAUUUUGUUAAAGAUGUGACAAAAAUAUUUGACAAUUGUCGGUUCUACAAUCCGCACGACACUCCAUUUUUUCAGUGUGCAGAAGUUCUAGAGACAUUUUUUGCUCAGAGAUUAAAAUCCAUGAGGGAACGAUUCUAGACAUAACUUAUUUAUUGUUCAAUUGUACAUACAUUAAACAUCUGCCAUGAAUUAAUAAUGUGAUCUGCAUUCUUUUUCAUGUGAUGAACUGCAUUCUGAUCGUGUAGCAAAAGUUCAUUAUGUAGGCAUCCUAGUUAUAAAUUAACUAUUAAACUUCAUCUUCAUUUUUAUCUAUCAUCCCAAUGCAUUUGUUACUUUCUUCACUUUUAGGAGCAUUUGUUAUUUAUUUGAGCUCAUCAUUUAUUGGGAAGAAUGCAUGCACUACUCUCAACAUUUGUGAAACCUUGUUUGUAAUAUAAACUCAGCACAUGUAUACAUUCACUUUUCAGUGUACUAUAGACAACAUAAAAGCAAUUAUGUAACUUUUCAUUACACAUGCAAAUAAAUUCAUUUUAUAGAUCUACCUUU